This is a messenger RNA of Pogona vitticeps (central bearded dragon), 1902 nucleotides long. RefSeq names its product clarin 2 (gene CLRN2). NCBI's taxonomy places the organism in Eukaryota, Metazoa, Chordata, Lepidosauria, Squamata, Agamidae. The record is from RefSeq and is a predicted model, not a curated record.
AUGCCCGGCUGCUUCAAAUGUACCUUGUUUUUGUUCAUUGCUGUAUUGAGUUUUAUAUCUUUUAUUUUGAUCCUCAUUGCACUGGGCACCCAGAAAUGGAUGGCUGCAAAAAUCCUUUGCAAAACAGGAGCUGAGCUGGUCAAUGCCACAGAUCCAGAGCUUGUUAAAUUCAUGGGAGAAAUUUACUAUGGACUUUUUGGAGGUGGCAAGAUGCGACAAUGUGGGUUAGGUGGGCGGCAUUCCAGAUUCACAAUUUUUCCACACCUUGUGAAAACUUUGAACACAGCUCUUCAUGUGGUGAUCAUCUUCUUCCUUUGUAUGGCAUUUUCUUUUGCCCUGACCAGUUUAGGAUUCUGCAUCUUAAACAUAAUAAAAGUACCCUAUCGGGCUAUUAAAGGUCCAGCUGGAAUAGCUCUAUGGAAUUUACUUGCAGGUGUCUUUGCAGUGCUGGCAGUGACUAGCUUUAUGGCUGCUGUUCAACUGCAUAACCUUACAGAAAGGAUUGCCAAUUUCCAGGAAAAUAUCUUCCAGUUCGUCAUCUUGGAUGAACAAUAUGAACAUUCUUUUUGGCUUUCUGUAGCAAGUGCAACGGUUCACGGUGUGAAUUUGCUGCUAGUUGCCAUCAGUGUGAUUCACUUUCCUGCACUGAAAACUAAGACAGAAGAAGCAAAUGUUACAGCAGAAGAUAUAAUGUACUAAAUACCUACCUGUCCCUGUUUGCCACUUGCCCAUUUUUAGACUUCCAUAAUCUAUUGAUCUGCACUGUCUUAAAAGGUGUUAAAAAUACUGGCAAGGAUCAAAUAAUUGUAUAGGGCAUAUGGUCAGCAUCACAGAUUUGGUGGUUUGGGCAAAUGCAGAAUGAAAAAAAGCCUAGAGAUUCCAUCACACCAACAAUGUAUUAAUUUAUUUAAUUUACAUUCUACCAACGUAGUGAAUUCACAUUCACUAAGCAUUGUACAAACAAGUAAAACCCCACAAUGUCCACACACUUCAUUCCCAUAAAAACAUGAUGAUAUAAUCAAAAUGGUUAUAUAAUUGAAUUGAGUGAGGUGGUCUACAGAAACAUCAAAAUUUACAUCAUUUGAGGGUAAGAAGUCCUUAAAGGCUGCUUUAUAUUUCUUGAGUAAUUUUUUGACUAUUGGGAGGAACAGAGCCCGGCACACCUCAACUGGUAGUUUAUUCCACAAAGUGGACGCUGUUACAGAGAAACCUGAUUCUUCGUCGUUAUUUUUCUGGCUUCCCGUUGUGGUGCCAACUUUAAAAUUGUGGAUUGAGAGCUUCAUGUAACACAAGAAGCUAUUUUUGGGAGAGACGCUCUGACAGGUAUUGAGGUUCUCAGCCAUUUAGGGCUUUAAAGGCUUUAAACCAGCACCAUGAACUGAGCAUGGAAAAUAACAGUGAGUGAAUGUAAGUGGGCCAAGUCUGGGGACAUAUGAUUGAUUUAAAGAGUCCCACAGAUCAGCCUAGAGCCUCAUUUUGGACCUGCUAGAGUUUCUGUACUGUUUUCAAGGGCAGCUCUAUAUAGAGAGUAUUACAGUUGAAAUUACCAAUGCAUGCACUACUAUUAUUUGGCAUUUCUUAUCCAGGUAGGGUACAGACAACUGCAACCAACCAAAGUAGAUAGAAGGCAUUCCUGACCACAUGAUUUCCACAUUCCCUUCAACUCCUGGGAGGAUUGACUGCAGCACAUUUUUCUCAUGCUAUGCCAACCUUCAAAGAGCCCAGAACAAAGCAAGAACACCUUUUUCUUGUUGUUCAAGGGACCUUGUUCAUGGACCUCUAAAACAAGGGAGAAGUUUUCAUUCAACAACAGUGCUGUGCAAUGAAUAAUUUAUAUUUGAUCUCAUUUAAUGAAAGCACAUCCUAUAGCCUGAUACUGCUACUUCAAAUAAGAUUCCUGAA